AUGUCACAAUACAUACGAAACAGGAGCGUCGGUUCACCUACUGAAGUGGUUGCAGAGAAGGGGGUUUGUAACGUAAACUUCAUAACUGAAGAGCGGCUCCGUUCUAUUUUAGCUGAAACCCUGCACUCGACAAUAAAAUCUCUGGUUACUUCUGAACUCAAAUCAAUAAAUGACCAGGUCAGCGAGCUUCACGAAUCAUUUACUUUCUUUAAUGCUAAAUAUGAGGGAAUGAAAGCUACUUUAAUGGAGAAAAUGGCAGUAAUCGAUGCAUUGCAGAGUGAUAACAUUAAACUUAACUCAGCUGUGUCCAGCCUUUCUUACAGACUAAAUAUGUUGGAGCAAAAUAUGAGAGAAUCUAACAUUGAAAUUAAUGGAGUUCCUAAAUUGAAAUUGGAAAAUUUGUUUACUACAGUGGAGCAACUAACUAAAACUAUAAAUGCUCCUAUCAUCAGGGAAGAUGUAUUGAAGGUCACGCGUGUUGCAAAGCUCAACAAGGACAGCAAAAAACCUCGUGCAAUAGUGGUUUAA
Chilo suppressalis (striped riceborer) is the source of this 528-nucleotide messenger RNA. NCBI's taxonomy places the organism in Eukaryota, Metazoa, Arthropoda, Insecta, Lepidoptera, Crambidae. The record is from the annotation of a GenBank genome assembly.